Messenger RNA from Saccharomycodes ludwigii, 1446 nucleotides. It is a transcript of the gene ATG42, whose product is annotated as carboxypeptidase C. Gene Ontology annotation, biological process: proteolysis. Gene Ontology annotation, cellular component: fungal-type vacuole. The transcript has a single exon. The record is from RefSeq and is a predicted model, not a curated record. Bases 1 to 1446 code for a protein of 481 amino acids. Lineage: Eukaryota; Fungi; Ascomycota; Saccharomycetes; Saccharomycodales; Saccharomycodaceae. Gene Ontology annotation, molecular function: serine-type carboxypeptidase activity.
AUGGUAUUUAUAUACAAAUUAAUCACCAUUCUGCUAUUGUUGGUAACAGCAGCAAAUUCAUUACCAACUUUAAAAAAGAAAAAUUUAGAAUUACCACAUGCCUUGAAACAAACAUACGGCCAUAAGAACAAUAAUGGUAAUGAAUUCCAAGUUUUCCAAUCUAAUACAGAUACUGACUAUUCAAUAAGAAUCAAAAAAAUUGACCCUUCAAUCUUAGGAGUGGAUACCGUUCAACAGUGGUCUGGUUAUUUAGAUUAUAAAGACACAAAACAUUUUUUUUAUUGGUUUUUUGAAAGUAGAAAUGACCCUAAAAAUGACCCUGUUAUUUUAUGGUUAAAUGGAGGUCCCGGUUGCUCUUCUUUUACUGGUUUGUUUUUUGAGUUAGGCCCAUCCUCAAUAAGUGCCAAUCUAACACCAGUUUAUAACCCCUUUUCAUGGAAUAAUAACGCAUCUGUUAUCUUUUUAGAACAACCAGUUGGUGUAGGGUUUUCAUACAGUGAUGAUGAACAAGUCACCAGCACAGCAGUUGCUGGAAAAGACGUUUAUAAUUUCUUGGAGUUAUUUUUCAACCAAUUCCCACACUUGCGUUCCAAUAAAUUUCAUAUCGCUGGUGAAUCAUAUGCUGGUCAUUACAUUCCACAAAUUGCCCACGAAAUUGCCAUUGAACAUUCAAGUGAUGCAUCCUUUAAAUUGAGCUCUAUUAUGAUUGGCAAUGGUAUAACUGAUCCCUUGGUUCAAUACAAAUAUUACCAGCCGAUGGCAUGCGGUAAAGGUGGUUACCCGCAGGUUCUAACCGAUGAAGAUUGUGCUAAGAUGGAAAGUGAAAUCCCAAGAUGUGAGCUGUUGAAUAAAGGUUGUUAUUUAUCCAAAACCAGUUUUGCUUGUAUUGGCGCUAAUAUGUAUUGUGAAAACUCGGUGAUUGGACCCUAUGAAAAAACUGGUUUAAACGUUUAUGACAUCCGUGCUCCUUGUGAAACCGAUGAUGGGAACUGUUAUAUUGGCCAGACUUACAUUGAGCAAUAUAUGAACUUGAAAGAGGUUCAAGAAGCCUUGGGCUCAGACGUUGAUUCCUAUAAAGGUUGUAGCGACGCUGUUUUCCUAGGAUUUGCGUUAACUGGCGAUGGAAAUAAGCCAUUCCAAGAAUAUGUUGCUGAACUAGUUGAUAGAAACAUACCUGUCUUAAUUUACGCAGGGGAUAAAGAUUAUAUUUGUAACUGGUUGGGUAAUUUGGGUUGGGUUGACCAUUUGGACUGGACUGGUAAGGAACUUUUUGAAACUCUUCCAUUAAGACCAUGGUACAAGGAUGGUGUACAGUAUGGCCAGUUUAAAAGCCUAGGUUCUUUUAACUUCCUAAGAGUUUAUGAUGCUGGCCAUAUGGUUCCAUAUGAUCAACCAGAAGCCAGUUUAGCUAUGGUUAAUUCAUGGAUUUCAGGAAGUUUUUCUUGA